CGGUAAUCGAUCGAAUACAAUGGAGCCAGGCCGUCAUUUUCGGAGCGGCAAGUUGGAAACUUGACACAGGGGCUGACGGCUUAAAUAAAUCAAAUUCAAAAAUAUUUCUUAACAAACAACUGCCACCUCAAGAUACCCUAGAAUGCCUGCGAAUGGAAAACGAGCACGCACAAUUAGUUUGGAGAAGUCAGAGGAAGAGCAAUCAAUGAAUAAGGCAAAGAAGCUCAAGUUACUCGCCUCGCAUACCCUUGUAUCCCCUUUUCCCAACUUUACACAUCCCACGAGAUCCGAGACAUUCGAAAUUCACCGUAUAUUGUCAGAAGAACACCCGUCAAUCGUCACAACUCACAGAGCUCCGUCCGCAUCGAACAACUCGGCCAAAACUUGUGGCUCUGUGCCGAACGUCCUCGAGUCGCUCAUUGGCACGAUUUUGUCUCAGAAUACAUCCGCGCGUAAUUCCACCGCAGCGAAAAGAAAUUUGGAUGAAGUAUUCGGAAAGAAUAAUUUCGAGGUGAUAGCCACGGCUCCAAAGGCGGAUGUUGUCGAGGCAAUUAGGAGUGGUGGGUUGGCGAAUAAGAAGGCUGACGUCAUACAGAAGAUCUUGAAGGAGGUGAAAAAGAGACACGGGACGUACUCUCUUCAACACCUCGCGGGAAUGGUGGAGGACUCCAAAGUUAAUGACGUGAAGGGAAAGGUGAAGCCAAUCUCGAACGAGGAAGCCAUGCAGGAGCUGGUAUCCUUCGAAGGUGUCGGGCCAAAGACCGCGUCUUGCGUAUUACUCUUCUGCCUGGGACGGUCAUCCUUCCCAGUGGACACCCACGUCUUCCGACUUUCCCGGCUUCUGGGUUGGGUGCCACCGAAGGCGGAUAGAGUCACUGCUCAGGCACAUCUAGAUCUUAUGAUCCCAGGUGAACUAAAGUAUGGGCUUCACGUCUUGAUGGUUGGGCACGGGAGGAGGUGCAAAGGGUGUAAGGCUGGGCCCGGAGCAAAAGGUGACUGUGUAUUGAAGACUUGGCUUAAGGAACAGAAAGAUUUCAAGACGGAAGACGUAGAAGACGCGGUGCUUGAAGCAGAUGUGGAGAUGAAACGUGAGCUCGCAUGAAGGACUUUAUACCUCGAUUAUCCCACUAGGAAGUUGCCUUAGUUCUUGAUCUCGCAAGCCAUCUUAGAGAGAUACAGUAUCAUGAGACGAAGGUAUCCAUUCGCCACUACGAGGAAGCGUAAAAACAAGGUUACUGCCAAAACUGGACAGGACGACAACAUCGUCGCGCUACGGCACCUCGGCAGACACGAUCACGUGCGGAUACGUGACAAAGGUGCGACAGACUUGUGAAGACAACCGUCUUCGUAAAUCCUCCCAGUUCUCUUCAAAAACUGGCGUUGAACGUGUAUAUAAAGCUCAUUUGCAUUC
This is a messenger RNA of Somion occarium, 1411 nucleotides long. NCBI's taxonomy places the organism in Eukaryota, Fungi, Basidiomycota, Agaricomycetes, Polyporales, Cerrenaceae. The record is from the annotation of a GenBank genome assembly.